GGAUGUUUUCAGCAACCGUCAACAUCCGUGGCAUUCAACAUUUCUAAAAGGGCAGUUAAAAUCGAGUAAUUCGAAUAAUGUAGCCUCCAUUUCCAGGAUCAGAGAUGAAGUGCCACCGCCCACUUCUGGGUUGAAUGUUUAUCAAGAGUAAAAGGAGAUUCCUUAAGCAUGGCAGCUUGAAAUCACAAGCAGUUGAACUCAACAUGGUCACCGCUAUGUGGCAGGUUUGAAUCUUCACCCCAAAACCUGAACAAAGAGCCCAACCAGUAAACGACUUAAAAGCGGCUGCAGGUUGGAAUUUAGGUAGCUAGAUGGAGUAUAAAUAUGCAUGGAAAAUCAAAUUCAUAUGUGCAUAACAUUGCUCUACUUCGUGGAGAGCUUGUGAGGGGAACUGGAAAACCCCAGGAGUUUACAAGGUCAAUUAAGAUGAACUUGUGAAGAAUCGGGACAUUAUUUAGCCAUGGAAAGCAAAAAUACAAAGGAUUUAGAAGCAGAUAUUCUGGAAUAUAUUAAACAGCUUGAUACCACUGUUGGCUCUGCAACUCAUGUCAAUGAAGUUAUAUGUGCACUCCAGCCCUUGGCAUCCAAGCUAUUCAAUGUUCAAAAACAACCAGGUUAUAUUGUGCAAGACAAUGCAAAGCAGGCAGUUGGGAUUCAAAGCUGGAAAGAUAUUGCCCAUGAAGCCUUCAGACAUUCCUUCUAUAGUGGUGUUGCAUUUCCAACUUUGUCAAAAGUGUUACUUUUCGAAGUUGCUUCGAAUUGGUUAGCUUGCUUCCCCUUGUCAGCUCGUGUGUCAGUGUUUGACAAGUUUUUUCUAUAUGCACCAGCAAGUGAUGCAUUGCAAGCAUUGAUGCUUAGUCUACCUCAUGACCACAGUAAUGCCAGCCAUGAAGAGAUUGAUGUCCAUGCAGUUAGUUCCAAUGCUGAAAGGAUUUUGGCUCUUUGCUUUGUCGAGAAUGAUGGGAUAAAGAGGAUGGCUCUAGAUCUCAGCACUUUGUUUAAGUUCAAAACACAACAAGAGAACAAGGAAGGAAUUACAGUUAUGGAGAUCUCAAGAAUGGCACAAUUGGUAGCAUCCAUUCCUGAUAAAGUGAGAUUGGAAGCCCCAAGGGUGUUAUCUGCUCACCAGUUCUUCAAGCAGGUCACAACUCAGCUACUUGCUGCAGCAGAAGAAAGAUAUAAGCAAAUGUCUGAAAAUGAAAUUUCAAAUAUAGUCAUGGGUGAUGGUGUGUUUACCUUUAUUGGUGAAACUUUUGCAAGGAUUUGUAGGCGUGGGCAUGCAGAUAUUGUUGCAUCUGAAAUGAUUCCGACACUUCUUCAACAUGUUAGGAAAUGCAUAAAUGCAGAAGAUGUGAUGCAUGCUUCAACAGAAUCAGUUGAGACAGGUUGUGGGCUGACAUUUUGGCAAGCUAUCACUACAGCUAUAAAAGAUUCCUAUGCAAUGGAGAGAUGGACUGAAGCUUUACUACGACAUAUGGCUGCUUUAAAUCUUGAUGACAAAGAAGCUUAUUGGAUGAUUCGGACAUUAUUUGACAAGAUAUUUAUGAAUCAAGCAAGUAUCGGGGCGUUAUUUACUGAGAGAUUUUUACUUUGGAAGGUGUUUCCUAUUUCUUGCUUGAGGUGGAUAUUACAAUUUUCUGUCUUCCGUUCUUCACCUGCAUCAAAAGAGCAUUCCCAAGAGGACACAAAUAAUAUUCAACUUAAUAUUGUGAGACAUCUUGUUCAAAUAUGGGCCAAAAGGGACUUUAUUCAAUCGACUUCCAUGGAACAACAGUCAUAUAUUACAGCAGCAAUAGGUAUGCUAGAAAGCCCAAUUUCUCCAGUGCGUAAGAUGGCAAGUUGUGUGGCUUUGGUUUUUUCUCAAGUUAUUGAUGCAAAGAACCCUCUCUUUCUGGAUGAUGAAAACUGUGCAGAAGAGAUUCUUGAUUGGGAAUUUGGAGUAGCUGGAACAAGAAAAAAGAGGGCAAAUAUUGCUGUUCAUCCUCCAGUUGGUGAGGACAAUAAUGCUAAGAUACCUAUCCUGGAGUAUCAAAAUGCUGGUGUUCAUAGUGGCAAUGAUAACAAGAAGAUAACCAGCUUGAGUGAGGACAAUAGAGGAACAAACUCCUUGGAUAUCAAAAGUAAUAGAAGGAAAUCUAAUGAACUUAAGGUGGAUGACCCUGAUGAAGUUAUUGACCUAGCGACCUUAAACAGACAAGACUGGACUGAUGAAGAUGACAAUGAAAGUGUGGAGUCCGAAAAUCAGAGUGAAUCUUCUCUACAGCCUUAUGAUAUGUCAGAUGAUGAAUCUGACUUGAAAAGAGAAACACUCCCCUCACAUUUAAGUGAAUGUGUGGCUUCAUUGAGGAAGACAGACAACCCAGAUGCUGUUGAGGGAGCACUUGAGGUCAUUGAAAAGCUUGUAAGAGCAGUUCCAGAUGAACUUAGCAUUGUCGCUGUUGACCUUGUUAGAGCACUUGUCCAUGUUCGAUGUAGUGAUGUAACUGUUGAGGGAGAAGAGGAAUCUGCAGAAGGAAAAAGACAUUGCUCUCUUGUUGCAUUGCUGGUAUCAUGUCCGUUAAGCUCUGUGGAGGUCAUUACAAAGGAACUGUACUCACCAAAUGUUGAUGUCAGUCAACGGCUUUUGAUACUUGAUGUUAUGGCAGAUGCAGCACAGGAGCUUUCUAACAGUAGAGAUCUUAAAAGAGAAAAUUUAAGUGAGGGGGGCAGCUUAUCUACAAUUACCGAGCUGCCCACUAAAUCUGGCAGCAACCCAUGGUACUUACCUAGUAGUAAAAUAUCACCACCUGGGGCUGGUCCUUGGAGGAAAGUUUCUGAUUCAAAAGGAAUGCUAAGUUGGUCUAGUCGUUAUGAGAGAGAGCUUCCAUCAAUAUCUGGAAAGAAAAAAUUUGGGAAAUCGAGGAGAUGGGGUCACCAUUCCAUGCAACUUAGGGAGAGGCAACUUCAGAAGUCUGAAACAUGGUCAAUAAACAGAUUCCCUUCCUAUGCUGCAGCUUUCAUGCUUCCAGUCAUGAGUGGAUAUGAUAAGAAGCGGCAUGGUGUUGAUCUCCUUGGAAGAGACUUUGUGGUUCUUGGAAAACUGAUAUACAUGCUUGGAGUUUGUAUGGAGUGUGUGGCAUUGCAUCCAGAAGCAUCAGUAUUGGCUCCCGUUCUUCUGGAUAUGCUGAGUUCUCGGGAGAUUUCUAAUCACCCAGAAGCAUAUGUUAGAAUAUCGGCUCUUUUUGCAGCAUCUCGCAUAUUGAUAUCUCUCCAUCCAUCAUUUAUAGCAGCAUCUUUAAGUGGAGGUGAUGCUCAAAUUGCAAAAGGGCUGGAAUGGAUUCGCAAUUGGGCUCUUCGUGUUGCUGAAGUUGAUUCCGACUUUGAGUGUUCUGCGAUGGCUACGGCAUGUGUAGAACUUCAUUCAGAGAUGGCUUUUCAAACCUUCAGGUCAAUGAAAUCUAUAGAUGAAUCUAUGGUUGGUCGUGGUAAUAUAUCUGAUAAUGUACCAAAACACUCUGUCAUACUGCCAGGAUUUAAAAUAUCCAAUCAAAUGUGACACUAUUGAACAUGCUUUGAUUUGCAAUCUACAAUAUGAUUCUAAUAUUUACUCUCAUGUGUCUUCAUGGGAGUUUCAAUUAGCAGCAUUUGCAAAUUUAUUCAUGUGAGUCACAUCAUUUGUUCUUUGCACGAAUAGCCAAAUUUGUACAUGUACAAUUGUUCGGAGCAAUUUAGAUUUUUCUGACA
Cryptomeria japonica (Japanese cedar) is the source of this 3723-nucleotide messenger RNA. RefSeq lists its product as uncharacterized. Gene Ontology annotation, biological process: telomere maintenance via telomerase; protein stabilization. Gene Ontology annotation, cellular component: cytosol. The coding region runs from base 461 to 3535 and encodes 1024 amino acids. The record is from RefSeq and is a predicted model, not a curated record. NCBI's taxonomy places the organism in Eukaryota, Viridiplantae, Streptophyta, Pinopsida, Cupressales, Cupressaceae. Gene Ontology annotation, molecular function: Hsp90 protein binding; telomeric repeat DNA binding. The transcript has 2 exons.